GUAUCCUUUGUCCCUCUCGCACCAACGUAUCAUUUAAGCGUCUUUCUUCUUUUUUUGUUUUGAUUUUUUCAUGAAUGCCGUGUCUGUUGGUGCUUGGUGACGUUACGCUCUUACAACUUUCUAUUUAUACUCUUUGCUCAUUUUAGCAAAUUAAAUUGUGUAUUAAAUAUGCAAAACCACAAGUAGUCGGUUAUUGAUUACUUUCACGUGAGCGGUUUCCGCGGGUUACAGUGAUAGGACACAAUAGAUAUAUCUUUUUCUGGUUCCCAGAAUAAACAAGUUCGAAAUUGAUGUGCAGUGUAUUUUAAAAUUAUGUAAAAACAUUCUGAAAUCUAGCCAGAUAGUUAAUGCAAAUGAAAAUUCAGGGUCAAGCUAAUGCAAACGCGGAAUAUUUCAACACACAAUACCGAAAUGUGCAGAAUAGGCGGAAACAUCAAAUUUGUUUACAAAACUUGUGCAGGCUCUAAAUAGGUCACCCAGCUACAAUACAUACGAUGAACGAACUCUAACAAGUGUCGUCGAAUAUUGUAAAAUGAACGAGUUGGAUGGUGAUGAUGGUGAAUUAGACCCUAGGAUACAGAUAGAGUUGGAAAAACUUAACACAACCACAGACGAGAUCAAUAAACUUGAAAUUGAAUAUGAUGAGGCAAACACCACCUUUCGCAUGCUGUUGAAUGAGUCUACACGUCGUCUGAAAUUGCUUUCAAAACGCUUAGGAAGUUGUAUAGACAAAUCACGAUUAUAUUAUGAGCUAUUAGAUAGAUAUAAAGAAGCACAAGCAGAAUGUCAGAGGGCAGCAGCAUUAUACAAAAAGGCUCAUGGAGUUCAUGCAGCAGCAAAAGAAACUGUUGCAUUGGCAGAACAACGAUUCUUGGAGAACAGGGAUGAGUGGCAGUUUGAUAAUGCUUGGCAGGAAAUGCUAAAUCAUGCAACCAUGAAAGUAAUGGAAGCUGAGAAUGAAAAAGCUGAGAGUGGAAGAGAACAUCAGAGGAGAGCAAAAAUAUGUGCAGAUAUUGAGGAGAAAUUGAAGCAUGAGGAAGAAAAGGCUGGAAGAGCUAUAUCAAAAGCAAGAGCUUAUUUUGAUGAAAAGCAGCUAUGUCAAGAACAGUUGAACACCCAAAAAGAACGCAUUGAAAGCCUGAAACGAGAUAUAAUCGCGGCAAAACAACAUUAUUCUCAAACGUUGAAGAACCUUGAACAGAUUUCGAACGAAAUCCAUGAAAAGAGGCGCGAUGUGCUUCUGCGCGGUCCUAGAGAACCAGGCGUUGGAGCUGAACUAAAUGUUGCUUUCCAUGAAGGUCCUCACAAAGAACCCGCUGAGUCAGCCCACCAAGAACUGCCGGACAUCGCCAACGAACUAGACAAAUGCUACAUCCGACGGACAACGGGCGCGAGCAGCGUGAAUGCCAGCAGCGCCACCAGCGAUAGAGACGGCAACGAAACCGAUGACGAUCUGGACUCGUUGGAGGUGGACAGCAGGACGGCGGAAGGCAAGAGCGAAGAUGUGUACGUGUCUGAGUACCAGAUGGGGCCGUUGUCGCCGGCAAAGAUACCGGUGGAAGUGCGGCCGAAAGAGGCUGGAAGCUAAGAUUAAGGUCGGAUGGGGGAGAGUUGUUUAGGGCCAGUGUCCUUCCAACAGACGUCAACUAUUGAGGUAUUCAAUAAUUUUUGUAAAGUUGUGUAUUAUUAUUAUUGUUAUUACGUAGAAGUAAUGGAAUUGAUGAACAAUUAUUCGAGUGUUUUACUACCUUUAACGGUGAAC
Molecule: messenger RNA, 1762 nt
Organism: Acanthoscelides obtectus
Lineage: Eukaryota; Metazoa; Arthropoda; Insecta; Coleoptera; Chrysomelidae
Source: the annotation of a GenBank genome assembly